UGGACCUGCUUCCUGACCUUUUUCAUCCCUGCUCCCAUUGCUACUCUGUGAGCUGACCAACCUCUCUCCUAAAAAUCCCUCAGCGCCCAAGAUAGCGAGGGCAUGGUGUUUGGGACUAUUUUCAUCUCUUGAUUCCUGGCAGCUAUAGAACGUAGAAAAUGGAUCCACAGAGGAGAGGGGCAGGAAUGGUCAGGCCAUGGGGGUAAAAAUCUUGGCAAAAUCAGAUUGGAUCUGAUUUUAAAGAACUUUCUUUUGGCUUUGCUCAUCCACAGGAGCUAGACGAUGGCUCUGCAGGUCUGCUAGGCAGACCCUGGGGAAUCUGAGAGGUGAAAGUCUCGUCUUGCCCUGCUCCUGUGAUUGUGUCCCCAGAAUGUGAGGGACUUGUCUAUCUUCCCUCCAGACGCCACAGAUAUUAGAACUAUAGAGAAGAGGUGUGGUGUCUUAGUUCUUAAUUUUUUUUCUGUACCUGUCAUAACAUACUCUGACAAAAGUAACUUAAGGGAGAAAGGGUUUAUUUCAGCUCACAGUUCAAGGUACAGUCUGCUCUUCAUGGCUCGGGAAAGCGAAGGCAAGGGCUGCUUACUCUUUUCUCAAACCCUGACGCCACCCUUGAGAAUGACAGUUCAAAUUCCGUAUGAGGAACCGUUCGGAGCCCGGGACAUGUCGCGAUUGAGGAGAUACGAAGUGGCGCUGGAAGCGGAGGAGGAGAUCUACUGGGGCUGCUUCUACUUUUUUCCUUGGCUGCGAAUGUGGCGCAGGGAGCGGAGAGACUAAGUCUGGAAACCCCCAGGCUCCCACUGACAAGCUGGCAACCGUGGAUCAAGACUAAGAAGAAGCAGGAAGGUAAGAUUUGGGAGAGGGGCUUUAUCAUCUUCUGCUAGUUUUGUGUGUUUGUUUGUUGAGACAGGGUCUCACUAUUGUAGCCCAGGCUAGCCUGGAACUCACUGUGUAGACCAGGCUAGCCUCAGACUCUCAGAGAUUGAUGUGCUUCUGCCUCCCAAGUGCUGGAAAUAAAGACACAAGCCUCGAUACGCUACCCCAUUUCACUGUUUUAACAUCAGCAAUCCUGUAUCAAAAAGCUUUUCUUUCUCCUCAUCCACCUCAUGUUCCCUCCUCCUCUUUAUGGUGGAAAUCCCCCCCUUAGCCAAGAAGAGUCUGCUUUGGGUACCCAGUCCCAUCAGAUUCUCCUGAUAAAAUAGGCAGGCCAGGGCAGGGAGCAGGGAGGAGAAGAUGAAGGCAGAUUAGAGCUGGCCUGCCUUCUGUUCCUACCCACUCAUAAACUCUUGUGCAGAUAUGUAUGCUGUAGUAUGAUAGACAGUACAGAGGGAUGGCUGUGGAAAUGCAAAUGUACUGCAGGGGGACUUUUGGGUAUAACUGGAACUGUAUGAUUUUGUCUAUGAUUAUACAGUCAUGGGUAUGACUUCAUGAGGUUAUGUGACCAACGUAUGACUUAUGAAUGUGUGGUUAUGAGUAUGAGUGUAAAUGCCUAUUAGCAGAUGCCCCGGUGGAUCGGGGCUGCCCUGAGCUGCUGUAAUAUCAGCCCCAACAUUAUUCACUACCUCUCUUCAGGGUUCUCUGUUCAGGGCUUAAGAGCCCAUGGGAAAGGGCAGUCCUGGAAAGGGGAAGGGAUGGGGUCAGUGGUAACAGGCCAAGAGUUAGAGCUCAGCAUCACAAGAUAAGCAAGGUAUUUGCCACCUGUGUCUGACUCACCUAGUGCCCACGGCAAAAUGCAGCUAGAUAAAAGGUAGGCAGAGGAGGAGAAAGAAGAGUCUAGGCGGAGCGGCAUGGAGGGGCACUCACUCUCCAGCAGCCUCCUGUUGAUAUCAUUGCUCCUGAGCCCAGACCCUGGAGCAGCCUUGCCACUGCCCUCCAGCACUACCUGUUGUACUCAGCUCUAUAGAAAACCACUCCCAAACAAGCUCCUGAGGAAGAUCAUCCACGUGGACCUGCAGGAGGCAGAUGGGGACUGUCACCUUCAGGCUAUUGUGCUGCACCUGGCUCGGCGCAGUGUUUGCGUUCAUCCUCAAAACCACAGCCUGGCUCGGUGGUUUGAGCGCCACGGGAAAAGGCUCCAGGAGACUAUAUCCAACUUAAAUCUGGAACUACAAAUGAAAAUGUACUCGAGCCCCCAACAGCAAAACUAAUAAAACCACACUAGACACUAA
Mesocricetus auratus (golden hamster) is the source of this 2165-nucleotide messenger RNA. Its product is annotated as C-C motif chemokine 27. Gene Ontology annotation, cellular component: extracellular region. The record is from RefSeq and is a predicted model, not a curated record. Gene Ontology annotation, biological process: immune response; positive regulation of T cell chemotaxis. The transcript has 6 exons. Gene Ontology annotation, molecular function: chemokine activity. Bases 1785 to 2144 code for a protein of 119 amino acids. NCBI's taxonomy places the organism in Eukaryota, Metazoa, Chordata, Mammalia, Rodentia, Cricetidae.